GGGAUUUCGCCGUUUCUUUGCUUCGAAGCUCAGAAUCUUCUCCUAACCUUCAAUUGCGGCUCCGAGUCUCUUGUCACUGUUAUGCUUGGGGACCUCUGGUCUAUGUUUUCCCUCGUAUUCUGAGAUCUCUAAUUUUAAAUUUGUUUGCUUCUGCUCGAUUCUGGAUGUGUCUCUGAAUUGCCUGAAUUCAACGACGGCCUUUCCCUCUCUCUCUCUCUCUCUCUUUGUUUUUCUGUUUUUUUAUCCUUGUUUUCCUUCUCUAGAUCAAGAGUUGUCGCAGAUUCUUGUGAAGCGGUAUUGUUUUGAUUGAUUUCUUCUCGUUAUUUCUCAUACACAGUUCGGCGCAGUUUCUGAAGAUAUGGCGAGGUUUCCUCUUCAAGAUCUUCGAUUCAGAGUGUCGAGGAUUUGGUCCUUAGCCUCUGUUUAGUAGUUUAAGGAGCUUCUUAUGAUUUGUUUUGGCUUGUUGCAGAUCUUCAUCUGGUUCUGAUGAGAAUAUCUCCAGAAAAUGGUGAGAUUUCCUUUCCCAGGCGUCUUUUUAAGAGCUUUUGCUUUUUCGCACCAAGUUUAGCGGUGAUCUUCGAUCGAUUUGCCGAUAUCUCCACUACAACAGCUGCUACUAUCUCUACUACUACAAUGAAAAGGCCUUUUCGCCCUCUCUUCAGUCUCCUGCCUCUUAUUGUGAUUGUUUCCACCUUUAGCUCCAGAACUGUGGUUCGCCGGAGCUUCAGCUUCCUUCGGGUAUCGCUGGAACAACCAAUGCGGGUAUCGAAUUCAGCUCUGCUUCAGUUUGCAGCAAUCGAUCUUAAUGAGGCAAACGAAAAGAGAGAUAUUGAACAGUUGCUUGAAGGGAACUUUAAUAGACCAGGUCGGCACCGUUCCAAUCACUUUGACCUUCCGACGAGAUCCUCUACUGGUAGACUACCAUUCCAGCUCCGAUCUCCCAAGUACUAUAGAAUUUGGUUGCAUUUCCGUAAAUCCCUACGUGACUGGUCACGGCAUAAAAGGUUCCAACCAGAUAUCAUGUUGGACUUGAUCGAUCUUGUCAAACGUCCUAUUGAUCAACAUUAUGGACUGCCUAGCUCCAAUGGCCGAUAUGCUUCUUGUGCAGUUGUGGGGAACAGUGGGAUUUUGCUUAAGGUUGAGUAUGGAGAUCUGAUAGACAGCCACGAGAUUGUGAUCAGAUUGAACAAUGCCAGGACUGAAGGGUUUCAAAGGAAUGUAGGAUCCAAAACAAAUAUCUCCUUUGUGAACAGCAAUAUCCUGCAUCUAUGUGCUCGUAGAGAAGGCUGCUUCUGCCAUCCCUAUGGGGAAAAGGUUCCUAUUGUUAUGUACAUUUGCCAGGCUGUGCAUCUCAUCGAUUACACAAUCUGCAACUCUUCUCACAAAGCUCCUUUGCUAAUUACAGAUGCUCGGUUUGAUCUCUUGUGUGCUAGGAUUGUGAAGUAUUAUUCUGCGAAACAUUUUGUAGAGGAGAUGGGGAAGCCUCUGGAUGAAUGGGCAUCUGCCCAUGAUUCUCACUUGUUCCAUUAUUCUUCUGGUAUGCAAGCUAUCAUGCUAGCAUUAGGAAUUUGUGAUAGAAUUAGUAUCUUUGGAUUUGGAAAGUCAGCACAAGCGAAGCACCAUUAUCAUACCAAUCAGAAGGCAGAACUUCAUUUACAUGAUUAUGAGGCAGAAUAUGCGUUUUACCACGAUUUGAUCCAGAGACCAGAGGUAAUACCAUUCCUCUCAGACAAGCUCAAGGUUCCUUCUGUGGUCAUAUAUCAUUAAAUUCUUUCCACUAGAAUUUUUUUUUGGGUUCUCCGGAAUUGCUUCAUUGGUCAGCAAGCUCUGCUUCCUCUGUAAUUAGUGUAACAAUAGGCUCCCACAGCUCCAAGGAAAGGGGGAAAAGAAAUUGUACUUCUCCAAAGACCUUGUGGGAGAGAUGAAAUUGAAAAUCUCCUAAAGACCCUGUACUAGCUUAGUUGGUACUGGGCACUGCAAAAGGUAAGAGUAUAAUCCAGAAAUGUGAUUUAAGAUUUUUAUAGGAUGACAUUUCAUGUGUAAACUGUUUUCUCAAAUUCCUCGAGUGAAAUUUCUAUGGUUUUGUACUGCA
Macadamia integrifolia is the source of this 2092-nucleotide messenger RNA. Its product is annotated as beta-1,6-galactosyltransferase GALT29A-like. Gene Ontology annotation, molecular function: sialyltransferase activity. The transcript has a single exon. Bases 487 to 1767 code for a protein of 426 amino acids. The record is from RefSeq and is a predicted model, not a curated record. Lineage: Eukaryota; Viridiplantae; Streptophyta; Magnoliopsida; Proteales; Proteaceae.